Molecule: messenger RNA, 2009 nt
Organism: Mugil cephalus (flathead mullet)
Lineage: Eukaryota; Metazoa; Chordata; Actinopteri; Mugiliformes; Mugilidae
Product: maternal B9.15 protein
Exons: 5
Coding region: 172-1050 (292 amino acids)
Biological process (GO): negative regulation of mitotic cell cycle; negative regulation of cell population proliferation
Cellular component (GO): cytoplasm; nucleus
Source: RefSeq, a predicted model, not a curated record
UUGCAGCAGAGCCGAGUAGAACAGAGAAUAAGGAAGCAACAUGUGCUUACCAUAAUAACUCCAACAAAGCAUCAGCACAGAGACAGGCAGCCAGACGCGAUAAGAGCAGAGGGUCCGAGGACGCGCACCGACGACUUUAAUUUCACAAUCAGGACACUUUUUAAAAACACUAUGAAAAGAGAGGUGAGGGCUGGAGUCAACUUCCUCAAACGUCUGGUUGUGGCACGUGGCAAGCUCAGCGAAGCCAAAGCGGAGUUGUUUGCUGAGAAACUCCAGAAACUUUUAUGUGACAAAUAUGAUGACCACUGGUAUCCUGACUGUCCGAGCAAAGGCCAGGCAUAUAGAUGCAUUCGUAUAAAUAAUGGAGCGCUCUGCGACGAGGUGCUCCUCAAGGCGUGUGAGGAGAGUGAGCUCACACCCAGCGAGCUGAGUCUUCCGCUUGAAAUCACUCUGUGGAUUGACCCGCUGGAGGUCUGUGCAAGGUCCGGGGAGAACAGCAGGCCCUUCACAAUAGCCCGUUUCGACGCGGAAGAGGAGGAGGAGGAGGAGGAAGAGGAGGAGGGCGUGAAGGGAGACGGGGACGACUCCUCGGUGGUCUCGUUAAACCUGGACACGUCAGAUUACCACUCCGCCACCUCGUCGGACUGCGGUUCAACCGCGUCGAGCGACACGGAGGAGGAGGCCAAAGAUGGCGAGACAGAGGGAGAGCAAGAAAAAGAGGAGGAGGUUGCCAAGAAGGACGCUGCAGAAGGCGACACCUACACGAUAGUGAUGGUGCCCAGGAUUCGGAAGCGGCACGGAGAAGCACCAAAUAAGGUCAAAUACGUCAGAAAUAUGCUCCCUGCUAGCCUCCAGUACUUCUACCACCCUACACCAGUCUGGCCUCAGUACAAGAAGGCUGCUCCGGUUUUCCUCACGACAGUGUGCGCACCUCCUGCGCCACCACCUCCGCACCAGCAGGUCUUCGGCUACUACAUCAUGCCACAGCCAUCCCCGCAGUUCAUAUUGCCCCAGGCCACCCUGCACCCGUGGGGAGCUGUGAAGGGUUAGACUGUUACACGUGUGUGUUGGGCGGCAUUAUAACCUCCUUCAACUGAGCCAUCUGAUGUCGGAUCUCUGCUAAACGUGGGCAUAAAAAUAACUUCUUUUUAAACUGUAAAGUGUAAAGUUAUUCCUUGCACAAUCUGUAGUAAUUCUCGUUUCUGGCGAUUUGCCCUUGAUGACUUGUACUCUAAACUGACCACUGAACUUGAGAGAGAACUAGCUGUCAUGUCUGCACUGUUAAUUUCCCCUGAAUUUCCUGAAUACUGUGCUUGGACCAACUCAGGAACUCUCUGCAAUAUGUCUAAUGCCAAAUAAUCUCCUUUUUCUACUUUUUUUUUUGUGUGUGUGUGAAUCUUUUCCAGUUUGUUUCACCAAAUAGGGUUCACUGUGGAAAAAGUCAUGGAUAAUCAUUGUAACAUGUGAUUCAGGGUUUUAAUCUAUUGUAGCUAGCAGACAAUACAUGUAUAUUGAGAAGAAUAUUUUUUACUGAACUGCGUGUAAAUAUCACAGAUACCACGGACUGUUGCACACUUUCUGAUCUUACCGUUGUAAUUUAUUUAGCCACCAGUGGAUGGCACCCAACUCCCACCUAUAUGAGAUUGUAUAUUUUUUUUUUUAUCAGCAGUGGCUGCUGUUUGUAAGCGGAACACAGUUUUGUUUUUAAAACCUUCUCUUUCUGCUGUCGAUGAAAUCUAUAAAGCGGUGCUUCCUUUACAGGGAAUUCUGUUUGCUUCAAGCUUCACAACGUGUUUGUUGAAAACAGCCUUCGUUGCUUCGAGCAGCCAUGCCAUUCCUCGAUACAAACGCAUACUUCACUCAGCUCUUGUAAUUAUUCAGAUGGAUAUUUAUUUGCUAUUGGUGUCACUUUGAAGUUUAUGUGAUCAUUGUUUUGCUUUCACCCUUUGCAUUAGCCAUUUACCUGCUUGUUGCAGUGUAUUAAACAAACCCAUACCUGAAACUUAAAA